Molecule: messenger RNA, 369 nt
Organism: Rhinocladiella mackenziei CBS 650.93
Lineage: Eukaryota; Fungi; Ascomycota; Eurotiomycetes; Chaetothyriales; Herpotrichiellaceae
Exons: 2
Coding region: 1-369 (122 amino acids)
Source: RefSeq, a predicted model, not a curated record
AUGGAAAAAGCGCAAGAGGUCCUAGUUGAGUCCGGCAGAUUUGGUGAGAUAGGUUCCCUCUCCAGUGCGGAAGACGACCCUGACCCUGGCCUGGGCUUUGAGGAAGGGAAGAUCAAGUGGAGCGAAAAUCUGGCCAUCUAUUUCGUGUCGUAUUCGAUCUUUAAACCUGCCUCCAACAUGCUUCUCAAGAACUUCGACCAAGCACAUACAUUCCGAGUAUGUAAGAUCGUGGUCUGCGUCUAUCCAGUUGGCUUCUCAAUUGGCAAUGGCAGCAUGGUGCUUUGGGAUAUUGUCUGCGUGUGUGUCAGGACCUGGUCACCAAUUUCGCAGGUCUCUCAGCUUCUCGAUGGUUUGGGGGGUGUCUUUUGA